Messenger RNA from Trichoderma virens Gv29-8, 978 nucleotides. RefSeq lists its product as uncharacterized. Gene Ontology annotation, biological process: nucleoside metabolic process. The record is from RefSeq and is a predicted model, not a curated record. Gene Ontology annotation, molecular function: catalytic activity. Bases 1 to 978 code for a protein of 325 amino acids. The transcript has a single exon. Lineage: Eukaryota; Fungi; Ascomycota; Sordariomycetes; Hypocreales; Hypocreaceae.
AUGUCGCUUCCAGCUCGCGAGAAAUUCCAGAUCGGUUGGAUAUGUGCUUUGCCAGUCGACGUUGCCGCAGCUAUAGAGAUGCUGGAUGCGAAUUUCGGGAUCCUAGAUGAGCAGGACAGCAGAGAUACGAACUCUUACACCUUGGGGCGAAUUGGCAAACAUUAUGUUGCAAUUGCUGGCCUAGGACAAUCUGGAACUACAUCAGCCACAGCUGUAGUAAUCAAUAUGAUGCGAACAUUUUCUCCAUCUCUACGGGUCGGGCUGAUGGUGGGCAUCGCAUCGGGCAUCCCGUCUUUGGUCCGUGACAUUCGGCUUGGCGACAUCAUCGUCAGCUACCCAGAAGGCACAUGCGGCGGCGUACUUCAGUAUGACAUGGGGAAAAUUGUAGAAGAGGGAAAACUAAUGCGAACCGGCUCUUUGAAUGCUCCACCUCGGUCGCUUAUCACUGCGGUUGCAAAUAUGAGAGCAGCUGCAUUGACAGACGAUCCGAGGUUUCCAGAAUACAUGGAGAAAGCUCUUCAAAGAAAUGAACGAACUCGUCAGAAUUUUGGUCGUCCUGAUUCGUCAGCCGACCGACUAUUCCAGAUGCAUUAUGAGCAUCCUGAGACUGCACCUACUUGUGAUGGAUGUCUGACAGACUGGGAAGAACACAGAAAUAGACGGGAAGCAGCUGAUCCCCACGUACACUACGGUAUUGUUGCGUCUGGAAACGCAGAGAUGAGACACGGGGGGACAAGAGAGCAACUUCGCAAGGAAACAGGAGCAAUCUGCUACGACAUGGAGGCGGCUGGUGUGAUGAUGGAUUUUCCUUGUAUCGUCGUCCGGGGGAUCUGUGAUUAUGCCGAUUCACAUAAGAAUGAGAAGUGGCAAGGAUUCGCAGCAUUGGCCGCGGCAUCGUAUGCGAAAGAGCUGCUAAGUUACGUCCCAGCUGGGCCAGUAUCACAGGAGAAGUUGGUUAUAGAAAUGUAUCAUAAGUAG